Molecule: messenger RNA, 3110 nt
Organism: Cheilinus undulatus (humphead wrasse)
Lineage: Eukaryota; Metazoa; Chordata; Actinopteri; Labriformes; Labridae
Gene: gja4
Product: gap junction protein alpha 4
Exons: 2
Coding region: 165-1295 (376 amino acids)
Biological process (GO): cell communication
Cellular component (GO): connexin complex
Source: RefSeq, a predicted model, not a curated record
AUGACACGGGAUCUUUUUAAAGAAGGCAAACACAAACCGAGCCGCGCGGGAGGACUUAGAGCGACCGUGAGGAGCGGAGGGUGACACUCAGAGAGGACGGGGUGCUGAGGCCGGCGGACCAAUAAGGAGACGAGGACGCUUCACGAGAGAGAAAGGAGCAGAGGAUGUCCAGAGCUGACUGGUCCUUCCUGGAGCACUUGCUGGAGGAGGGCCAGGAGUAUUCGACAGGCAUCGGCCGAGUCUGGCUUACCGUACUCUUCCUGUUUCGCAUGCUGGUCCUGGGAACCGCCGCCGAGUCUGCAUGGGAUGACGAACAGUCCGACUUUGUCUGCAAUACCAAACAACCUGGCUGCGAGGCUGUGUGCUACGACAAAGCCUUCCCCAUCUCCCACUUUCGCUACUUCGUCCUCCAAGUCAUCUUCGUCUCCACACCGACCAUAUUCUACUUUGGAUACGUGGCUAUAAGGGCGAGGAAGGACAAGAGGAAAGAGGAGGAGAGGGAUGAAAAGCAGGCAGAGGAAGGUAGCAGAGGUGGUAUUGUCAUAGAAAGAGAGAAUAAUGAGGAGGAUGCAGAGGAGAAAAAGGAGGAGGGUGGGAGAGGCAGACGAGCCGACAAAGCUCCUACUGAGGCUCCUAAGCUGAAAGGACGACUACUGUGUGCUUAUGCAUUCAGCAUCCUGUCUAAAGUUCUCCUAGAAGUCGGGUUCAUAGUUGGAUUGUGGUUCCUUUACGAUGGCUUCUUCAUCCAAGCAAAGUUUGAGUGCACGGGGUUUCCUUGCCCUCACACAGUGGACUGCUUCGUCUCUCGUCCUACUGAGAAGACCAUCUUCACUAUCUACACUCAGGUCAUCGCCGCCAUCUCCCUCCUCCUCAACUUCGUCGAGCUCCUCCACCUUCUCCAGCUCGCCAUAUCGCAUCGGCUGGAGAAGCGAUACCGCGCCCAGCAGGAGGACUACCUCCCUCGGUCAGAGCGGGUAACGGCACGAGAGGAGACUCCAGAACUCCCGUCGGAGGCGCCGCAGUCUUAUAAAACAGGGAGCCAAGUCGACCUCCCAAACCAGGUUGAGACCGUGUGCUACCACAACCCCUGUGAGAGCUACGGGGAUCUAGCCAUUGAGGUGAACUGGGGACCUGGGGCGACAGGGAGUGACAUUCUGCCCAGCUAUGUGAACUGCAUGGGGGCAAUGAGGACGACACAUUCGCCUCGAGUGCAUUAUAAAAAACAUGCAAACCACACAGUGAAGAACACUAAGGGUGCCCAUAAAGGACACUCAAAGCAAAAACAUUAUGUUUGAUAAAGUCAAAUGUGGAGAGGCGUGGUCUCUGAUUGUAAAAGCUCUGUCUGUUUUGAUGUUUUUCUUAAAAAUGAAAUCCUGCACAUGACACUUGACCAUCAGGCGUAUGCGAUAAAAACUGAAAGAAAAGAUAAGAUCAACAAGUAUUGCACUGUGUACUUGAUGCCUCAGAGGCAGGCUGACAAUGAAGCAGAGAUUUAGCAGAUAAAGGAAGCUUUUUGGAAAAAAAUUAAACGUUUUAAGAACGCUCCCUAAGGCACCAAAAAGAAGUCGUCACAAUAAGUGAUGAAAACAGUCAUGAGAUGUCUCCGUGUAGCACUUAUGGCUGUGGGUGCAGAAUGUAAGAAUGGAAAAACACAGUGACAUUUAAAGCUCACAGGGACUAGGGAUCUGUUGCAUUUGAGCAUAUUCCUCUGAGGUUUGCACUGUAACCCCUGGAGUUCUUUGAAGCCCCCCCUCCUUCUCCCCAUGGCUGUGGUCAUUUGUGUUCACACAGUGGAAUGUUCUGGUCUCUGGAUCCUGCUCGGCUCCCAUGAGGAUAAUGGCUGCGUGGUCGCUUGCAUGCAUGCAUGCACACAUACAAAGUACUUUUGGCCCUUUCGUAGAGUGUGUGUGUGUGUUUUGGUCACUUGUGUUGGGUCAUGGACUCAGAUGGAGAAGGGAAGCCAAACCAUGGGAAUUCUGGGAUUGCACACUUAUCAUCGCUUAUGACCAUAGUGUUUUAGCUACGAGGAAAGGAGGAGGGAGAGGACCACAGCUGAAUAAUGGAGUCCACAUGGCACAUUGAAUGGACUGAAAGCGGUACAGAAAUGUGCAAAUAACCCAAAAGGAAAUGCCUGUGUGAAAACUGUAUUUAAUAUUUGAACUAUUGGGAAGAAAUACCAGCAAUUCUAUUUAUUGUUUUGAUGAAAAUAAAGUCCCAUAAAUUAGUAAUUACAUUGUGGAUUUCUGAAAUAAUGCUAAAGAAUGUAUUGUAGUUUCUGUGUGCUCCUAUGCACAUUAUGGGAGCCCUAAGAGGACACACUUCCAGGCAUGUAGGCAACAAAAGAGGCUUGUGCACCCGCCCUUUUCCCCUCAGGCAUCAGUGACAACAGAACGACACUGAUCAAGUCAGAAGCAGUAUAAAGGAAGAGCUGGGGUGGAGGAGGGUUGCAAGAGCAGCUUGCGGAGCUGUGGCCGGGUAAGAGCAGUUUAGAUAAGGCAGCAUAACAACAAUUAGCAGCUUAGAGCAAAUCGGCUGGCCGUCAGCCAACGAGGGCUCUGGUGUUGAAGACAGUGCUGGACUCAGUGGCCUGCCUGAACUAACGCUAUAUGCUCAAUUUAAUUCCUGACAAUGCAGAAUAGAAAUUUCUAGGUUUUUGGGGGAGCAGUGUUAAUUUCGUCAACUAAAACUAUGAAACUAUUCAUUGACAGCCUUUUUUCUAUGACAAAAACUAGACUAAAACUAACAAAAAUAGAUCUGUGUUGACUAAAACUGACAAAAACUUGGUUUCGUUUUCGUCAAGAGUACUAAAACUAGACUAAAAUGUCAUGUAGUUUUCAUCGGACAUUCAAAACCCGUGAUAUUUCUCCACUGUGGGUAAAUCUGUCAAAAAACAAUGCAUCUGUAUCUAUUCUGUCUCAGCUGUAGAAAGCAGGGACCCCAGGUUUGACAGGGUGCAGAGAACACAUGACCAUGAUUUAAUACCAGAUUUAGGCUAGAAAAUAAAUGCUUGGACUAAAUGUCAGGACUAAAAUGUGAGGACUUUUUAUGGACUAAAACUAGACUAAAAUGUUUUAAGUUUUUGUCGACUAAAACUAGACUAAAACUGAAAA